Messenger RNA from Cylicostephanus goldi, 456 nucleotides. The record is from the annotation of a GenBank genome assembly. Lineage: Eukaryota; Metazoa; Nematoda; Chromadorea; Rhabditida; Strongylidae.
AUGUGGACACCAAUCAGCUACAUAAGGAGUCAUCCUGAAGAAUUUCCAAAAGCCCCCGCAGACAGCAUCUCGUACCAGUUCUCAUUUUACUGUGGCGGUCUGUGCGUUGGAGUAUGCGUUUUCAUCAUUUACACUCUAGCAAUCCGGCGAUAUAGAGCGAUUUAUAGGAGGAACAGACCGUGGUUCAAUCCGAGCGGGGCUGUUCCUACGAUGCUCGGCGGAAUCAUAUUUGCCAUCGGAAUGAGCUUAUUUGUCAUUGCUAUCGAUAAUCUCGAUCAAGCAAUUGCAUAUCCCAUCUGCGCAAUGGCGCCAAACUUGGUCGUGUUGAGCUGGAGCAUACUCUACUUUAAAGAAAUUACGGGUCGACGAAAUUUGACAUUUUUGGCGAGUGCAUACGGGCUUACUCUGACAGGAGUAAUACUUAUAGCCAUUUCAAAAGAAUUUUCCUUCGCUUGA